AUGUAUACGAAUUUUGAAAAUAUUCUGAAGAGAAAUGGCACUCAGCCGAAUAUUGUGCUCAUACUGGCCGAUGACUUGGGCUGGAACGGCGUCGGCUUCCACGGCAGUCGGCAAGUGAAGACACCGAAUAUUGACAAACUGGCUGAGGAGGGACUGGUUCUGAACAACUAUUAUGCACAGCCGGUGUGCUCGCCCAGCAGGGCGGCACUGAUGACAGCAUUUCAAUUUCCAUUACAUUGUGAAAAUACAAACUUUUGUUUUUCCAUAUUCAAGUUUGGGGAAAUUGUUAUAUCCUGGUUUGCGAUGAUCAGGAACAGACAGAGAGUAGGGAUACCCCUGGACAUCAAACUCCUCCCAGAACACCUCAACGACCUCGGAUACGAGAGCCAUGCAGUCGGUAAAUGGCAUCUCGGCGUUUUCGCGGAAGAGUACCUGCCCACUUUUCGUGGCUUCAAUACCUUCUACGGACUUUACAAUGGCAAGGGUGACCACUUCAGUCAUUGGGACACAGAAAACGGAAUGUAUGGCCUCGACUGGCACUUGGACAUUGGAAGGUAUAACCGGACUAACGUGGUCGACGAAAUGGGGAAUUACUCUACGCGGGCUUUUUCAAAAAGAGCCGCAAAGUUGAUAUCGGAGCACGACUUUGAGAGCAAGCCACUGUUUUUGUAUCUACCAAUCACUGCACCCCAUUCUGCCGAGAAGUAUGACCCGGUCCAAGUGCCGAGAGAUGCAGAAGAAUUAGCAACGGGAACUUAUCACGUUCAGCGGAGAAAGUAUCUGGGUGUUGUGUCAGAAAUGGACCAGUUUGUAGGACGUGUGAGAGACUCUUUGGAGUCCAAGGGAGUCCUCGACAACACAAUCAUCAUCUUCAGUUCCGACAAUGGAGGCACCCCAAAUGGCCAGUAUGACAACUGGGCUAGUAACUUUCCACUCAGGUCUGCUAAGGGCUUCCUGUACGAAGGGGGAGUGCGAGUUGCGGGACUUAUUUGGGGGGACGUGAUCAAGAACCGAUCAGGACAAGUGUCGACUGAAAUGAUGCAUAUCUCAGACUGGUACCCGACUUUGUACAGCUUCGCGGGUGGGGACGCUGCAGACCUGGAAGAUAUUGAUAGUUUCGAUAUGACUGGGGUUUUGACAGGGAGCAACACAACGUCACCCAGAACUGAGUUUGUCAUCAACUUUGACCCGGCCGAAUGCUCAAAAGGUAUGCGAGUCGGGUGGUACAAAUACUUAUUAAAUCCAAAUGACUUCAAUGAAGUAAUAAUGGACGAUUGGUACCAAGCUCCAGGCAAAUGUCCAGGGUCCAAUGAAACCAUGCUUCCAAACACCACGCCUUCUCAGAUAACAUGCGAACCGGUGCCUCGAACUCGUAAAGUCGACCUCAGAUGCUACUCGGAGAAAAGUGGGCUGAAUGAAUGUUUGUAUGAUGUCGAAAACGAUCCAUGUGAAUAUUACAACCUUAUCGAUGAUGAGGACUAUCUCUCUAUCAAGGAGAACAUUCUAGAGCGGAUUGAAUUCUGGGAAAAGAAACAAGUUCAGCCUUUGAUGCCCCCGAGUGAUGUGUCUGCAAACACCAAGUUUUUCAACUACACAUGGGUUCCCUGGACUACAAAUACGACAAUCGAUACACGUUUGGAAAAUUACACGCCUCAUUCUUGCAACUGUACUUUUCCGCCGACGAAUACCGAAUCGUUGAAUGUAGAAACAUAUGACACCUAUGGUAAUAAGUCUCAGGAGCAAUUGAGCUACUGA
Symsagittifera roscoffensis is the source of this 1755-nucleotide messenger RNA. Its product is annotated as arylsulfatase B-like. Lineage: Eukaryota; Metazoa; Xenacoelomorpha; Acoela; Convolutidae. The transcript has 6 exons. The record is from RefSeq and is a predicted model, not a curated record. The coding region runs from base 1 to 1755 and encodes 584 amino acids.